Ziziphus jujuba (common jujube) is the source of this 1787-nucleotide messenger RNA. RefSeq names its product oligouridylate-binding protein 1. NCBI's taxonomy places the organism in Eukaryota, Viridiplantae, Streptophyta, Magnoliopsida, Rosales, Rhamnaceae. Gene Ontology annotation, molecular function: mRNA binding. The transcript has 12 exons. The coding region runs from base 334 to 1602 and encodes 422 amino acids. The record is from RefSeq and is a predicted model, not a curated record.
CGACCAUUUACCCGGUUAAUCUCUCGUUUCUUUCUUUUGCUUGUCGUUCUUAUCUCGCCCUCCCCUUCAGAGGGUUUUCUUUUUCUUCUUUUUUUAUUUUUUUUUUAUUUUCUUUUAUUUUUUUUCUUUUAGUUUAUUUUUGCUUUCCAUUUUUGUAUUCUUCCUUGUUAAAUUUCUUUUUUUUUUUUUUUUUCUUUUAAGUUUGUUUCUCCAAUCUUCUUUCGUCUGAAACCCUAACCCUAGAUUUCGUUUCUAUUGGACGAUAAUUUAUAUAUCUUGUACCUUAAGAUUGAAUUUUUCUGUAUCUCCUUGCUCGCUUGUUUUUGGAAGAAUAUGCAGCAACAGAGGUUAAAACAGCAGGCGAUCAUGCAGCAAUCGCUGUACCACCAUCCUGGUCUCUUGGCUGCCCCUCAGAUAGAGCCCAUCUUGAGUGGAAAUCUGCCUCCUGGGUUUGAUUCAAGUACAUGCCGCAGUGUGUAUGUUGGGAACAUUCACCCACAGGUCACUGAACCCCUUCUUCAGGAGGUUUUUUCUAGUACUGGUCCCCUUGAAGGAUGUAAGCUCAUUAGGAAAGAAAAGUCCUCUUAUGGUUUUGUGGACUACUUUGAUCGAAGAUCAGCUGCUCUUGCUAUUGUGACUCUUAAUGGCAGGCAUUUAUUUGGGCAGCCUAUUAAAGUUAAUUGGGCAUAUACAAGCAGUCAAAGAGAGGAUACAUCAGGUCACCAUAAUAUUUUUGUUGGCGAUCUGAGUCCCGAGGUUACUGAUGCUACGUUGUAUGCGUGCUUUUCCGUUUAUACUAGUUGUUCAGAUGCAAGGGUUAUGUGGGAUCAGAAAACUGGGCGCUCAAGGGGUUUUGGUUUUGUUUCUUUCCGAAGUCAGCAGGAGGCCCAAACUGCAAUAAAUGACUUAAAUGGCAAGUGGCUUGGAAGCAGACAGAUUCGAUGUAACUGGGCUGCAAAAGGUUCUGUUAACAAUGAUGACAAGCAGGGCUCAGAUUCUAAAAGUGUUGUGGAGCUAACAAAUGGGACAUCUGGGAGAUUUUAUCCAUUAUCUUUUUCCUCAUAUGCAGAAGAUGGUCAGGAGAAAAAUAAUGAAGAUGCUCCUGAGAACAAUGCUCAGUAUACCACCGUUUAUGUUGGCAAUCUUGCUCCUGAGGUUACCUCAGUUGACCUCCAUCGUCAUUUCCAUGCCCUUGGUGCCGGCACUAUUGAAGAUGUUCGGGUGCAACGAGAUAAGGGUUUUGGGUUUGUGAGAUACAGUACGCAUGCAGAAGCAGCUCUUGCCAUCCAGAUGGGAAAUGCUCGACUUCUUUGUGGUAAAGCGAUCAAGUGUUCAUGGGGUAGCAAACCUACACCACCUGGGACAAACUCCAACCCUCUUCCCCCACCAAGUGUUGUACAUAUGCCAGGUUUUGCGGCUGCCACCUAUGAACGACAGAUGGCAUUGAGCAAAAUGGGGGGAGCACAAGCCCUGAUGCAUCCACAUGGACACCAUGCUUUGAAGGCAGCCAUGGGAAUGGGUGCUGCUGGAGCUAGUCAGGCUUUAUAUGACGGCGGCUAUCAGAAUAUUGCAACCACCCAGCAGCUUAUGUACUAUCAGUAAUUAUAAGUUGGAAAACCCUGUUAUACUAAGGCUUGGAGGAAUAAGUUUAAUUGAAGAACUUUAGGAUUGUUUUUCGUUUUCACUUUUCCCCUUUUUUUUUUUCCCCCCCUUUUUAUAUUUUUCACAUGUAUCUUAAUAACAUAUACUUAACUGUGUGUACGGUUAGUGUGUUUUUUCUGUGUCAA